Messenger RNA from Penaeus indicus, 2240 nucleotides. RefSeq names its product leucine-rich repeat-containing protein 4B-like. The record is from RefSeq and is a predicted model, not a curated record. Bases 528 to 2225 code for a protein of 565 amino acids. NCBI's taxonomy places the organism in Eukaryota, Metazoa, Arthropoda, Malacostraca, Decapoda, Penaeidae. Gene Ontology annotation, cellular component: extracellular matrix; plasma membrane. The transcript is spliced from 13 exons. Gene Ontology annotation, molecular function: protein binding.
AGCAUCACAGCCAUAUACAUGGAGAGACGGGCAUAAGAAAGCUGCUGUCCGAAGAAUCCUCUUUGUGUAUAGUAUUUAUGAACAGCUGUGUAAAUUUAAGGGCGUGCAUGUCCGAGGGUAGCCAAAGUUGAGCGUCAUCCUCCCUCGAUCCUCGCGGGAUUCACAGCUCAUUCUCAGCCUGGGAGUGUUGUGUGGUGGUCACUGGUGAGUAGCAUUGAUUAAGCCACACUUCUCAGGUCGCGGGAAAUCGACGUGCAGUAUAGUGUUUUGAGGUUUGGUUUCGUGAAAGUGAUACUGUGCGGAUUGCAUUACUUACCUUGUGAAGUAAUGAGUGAGUGAGUGAUAUUGAGGAGAAAUCAAAUCGUCAAUUAUUAUUUGUUGGACGGAUAUCGCAUCGAGACGUCAAUAGACAGUGAAAAGGUAAACAGCAUCAAGGGAAUCCAUACAAGCGACUGGUGUGGGUGCCUAAUACCACUGAAUAUCCUGCGAAGGACUGUUCAAAGGUGGAAUUCCCGUGAAAGGCAGUGAUGGGCGUGUAUGGACGGCUGACGUCGGCCGGUGGAGGCGUCCCCAACGAUGAGGAAGACACCGCCCACCUCCUUUCGCCCUCCUCCCUCUCCUCCCCCUCCCCCUGUCCCUCCUCUGCUUCCCCCUCCCCGCCCCCCUCCUCCUGUCAUGUCGCCAGGAGAAGAAGAGGUUCUCCGCUGAUGACCAGAGUGCUGAUGCUCUCGCUGUGGCUGCUCCUCCUGGUGGCGCAGCAGGCGGGCGUGGAGGCCAGGGCGGCGGCGGGCAACAUCGAGCGCAUCAGCCUCGGCGAGACGGCCCGGACCAUCACGUGUCCUUCGGCGACUGAGAUCCACCCCUGCGCUUGCCGGGUUAUGAAAAAAGGCAAGGAGCCCGGUCUGGACAUCGUAUGCGACCACGCCGACGAGAAGCAUGUUCGUAACGCCUUGGAUGUCCUCAAGAAAAGGCCCUUUACCAUCUUCUGGAUGAAGUUCCGCAACUGCAAACUCCAGCGGAUUGCGGACUACGUAUUCCUCGGGCUGGACGUACGGCAUCUCAACAUCAUCCGCAGUAACGUGUCCGCUAUUGAGAGGUCAUCGCUAUCGGCGCUUGGGAGUACGAUCGAGGCGCUGGAUUUGGCCAACAAUAACAUCCGAGAGGUUCCAACCCCCGCGCUCGCCAUGCUGAAGAUGCUGACCUUCCUCAACCUCAACUACAACCAGAUUCAAGUGCUGAACGAGGGCGCCUUCGCUGGCCUGAGCUCCCUGGAACGACUCUCCCUUUACGAGAACAAAAUCCAACACAUCCACAAUAACGCUUUCAAGGAUAUCGGAAGGAAACUCAUGCGUCUUAACCUUGGGAAGAACAACUUGGACGACAUUCCUACAGAUGCCUUCCACCCGCUGGUAAAUCUUGAGGUGUUGGAUCUUCACGAAAACCGCAUAAGGCACAUCCCUGAUAAUGCUUUCCAAGGCCUAACCAAGCUGGACAUGCUCAAGCUGGAACACAACCUCAUUACGACCAUCCAGGACAACGUGUUCAGUGACCUCUCCGUGCUGAACUCCCUGAACAUUGAGCACAACCACAUUGAGAACGUUAGCGAUAGAGCCUUUGCUGGCCUGGAGAGUAACUUGGAAUGGCUUGAGAUGGGCAACAACCGCCUCGACCACAUCCCUUCCCACGCCCUCCGCCCGCUGCACAACCUCCGCCAGCUGGACCUCGACGCCAACAAGAUCGCGGAGGUCAAAGAAGACGCAUUCAAGGGAUACGGCGACACGAUCAAGUAUAUUCUCCUGGACAAAAACCGAAUCACACACAUACCUCCACUCGCCUUCGUUGACCUGCACUCCCUGGAAUGGCUAAAACUCUCUCACAAUGAGAUGGCAACGUUGACUGAAGACACCGUUCAGCCCAUCCUCGAUACUGUUACCAUGAUUGAUGUGUCUAAGAACCCACUGAUCUGCAACUGUGACCUGCUGUGGCUGCGGCGCUGGGUCAGCAACCCCAACAACAAGGACCCGGCAGAGGAGAUGGAGUGUGUAACCACCGACCAAAAGUCCCACAGCAUUAAGAACCUACCCGUCGAGGAAUUCAACUGCCCGCUACACUUAACAACGUCGGUGGCGCCUUUGACUCAGGCAACCCCUCAGAUUACGUCUACAAGUCGACACAAGCCAUCAGAUCAGACAUAUACUGGCCGCACAACAGUGAGUGUUCAAUAGUCCUAGUCCUAGUGA